AUGAGGCGGCCUGAUCCAGCACAUUCAGUUGCCUGGACACAUCACAAACGGAAGAUUAAGCUGGGUCCCAGUUCAUAUGUGCCGGGUCGGUAUCUCUCUGAAGUGGUCCCGAUUUCAAGUGCGGAUAUGCAACUGGCACCAGUGCUUAGCCAAUCUAAUCGGUCAAGGGAAAGGUUGGGGACGCGGGUUUGCUUGGUCUUCCUCUCCAAGGUAGCCGAUCCAGAGCUACUUGUUCCACCAUCACUUUCUUCGUCAUCCGAUUGUACGUUUUCCUCGCUCCCAGACCGAGCCAGCCGUUGUCCGGAAACAAUACGUUGCCGUGCCCACAGUAGUACGCGGAAUACCAGGUCCUCGCUAAGCAACUGGUCUGUGCCAUUCCUCUCACUAUCGGACAAUGAUUCGCACGUUAAAUUCACAAUGAGGCGUGCACUCAGUUGUCCAGACAGGGAACAUGCUAAGGCAUCAGCAUUCUCCUGGACGUAG
Opisthorchis viverrini is the source of this 483-nucleotide messenger RNA. RefSeq lists its product as hypothetical. The record is from RefSeq and is a predicted model, not a curated record. Bases 1 to 483 code for a protein of 160 amino acids. The transcript is spliced from 2 exons. Lineage: Eukaryota; Metazoa; Platyhelminthes; Trematoda; Opisthorchiida; Opisthorchiidae.